Messenger RNA from Sordaria macrospora k-hell, 5436 nucleotides. The record is from RefSeq and is a predicted model, not a curated record. NCBI's taxonomy places the organism in Eukaryota, Fungi, Ascomycota, Sordariomycetes, Sordariales, Sordariaceae.
AUGCGUCUCAACGCGUCUUUGGGCGUGCUCUCCGGCAUAGCCUGGACAACAUCCGGUGCUGUUGUCCCUCGCAACCUCGAUUACGAUAUCGACACAACUUGCACGACCACUGAGACUGCCCAGGGCACUGUCUUCGUCACUGGCCCUGGCGGCAACUCUCCGACUGCCGCGGCCGGUUCGGUCUUCACUCUCACGGUUCCUGUUGGCGGUUCUGAUCCUGGUGCCGGGUCUCCCGGUUCAUUCGGCUCACCUUCUGGUUCUGACAACAAUGGUCUUCUUUCUUCCAUCUGCACCACUGGGCCUUCUCCCUUCGGUUCUCCCUUCGGCUCUGUUGGCACUCUCUCGCCUCUCACCAUCACUGUCACGGCUCUCUCAACUCCAUCCAUGAGCACAGUCACCAUCCCAGUAUCAACCGUCACCAUCAAUACACCUGGGGCUGGUUCCGGUGCUGGCGGCAACGGAAACGGAAACGGAAACGGAAACGGCAACGGCAACUCCCCCGGUUCAGUCAUCACAGUCACUGCUCCCCAAGCAUCUGCCAGCCCAGCUUACCCAGGGUACCCGGGUUCCGGCAUCACAGUCACCAUCCCCGUCGGCUCAGGCUCAGGCUCAGGCUCAGGCUCAGGCUCCGGUUCCUCUCCAGCUGGAGUCACUGUCACUGUCCCUCAAGUAUCUGGGCAGGCUGGUGAAGUCGUCACUCUCACAAUACCAGAAGGUCCCAACCAGUCGGCCACUGUUGUGCUCACUGUCACCAUUCCCGACGUUGCAGACAGUCCUGGGUCAUGGUCUACCAUCGUCUCAGCUCCUGGCCUCGAUGGCGCGGCAUCUGGUUCGCUUGUCACUGUCAUUGGCGGUCCAUCGGCUGGUCCACAAGUGCCUGGAAGUCUCCUUUCUUCGACAUGCACCGACGCUCUCACAGCCGGACCUGGUGGCUCGGGCAACGCUGGUUCCGGCAACACCAUCACUGUCCCUUUGCCUGCGACCGCCUCAGAGUCCUACCCACCAUUCUUCGGUAGCCCCACUCCUCUCGUGAUCACUUACACGAUUCCUGCCGAGCCUGGCAUGCCCACUCCUCUUGUCGAGACUCUCACUGUGGCACCCAACCUCCCCUACCCAUCUGGCGACCCGAGCUCUCCAUACGGAGCGACUGAUCUGACUAUCCCACUUGGUCCUUUUGGUGUUCCACUUUCCAGCUCUGUCCCUUCGGGUCUCACCUUGGUCACAUACACCGUCCCCGCUGAUGGCGACUCUCCUGCCUACACUGGCGUCUAUACUUUGACACCUGGCGCCGGCUCGUCUCCUGGACAAGGCGGUCAGAAUGGCGGCUCGCCCGUCACUGUCACUGUUCCGGAGGCCACUCAGCCCGGUCAGAACGGCGGGUCAUCAGGCGAAACCGGCUAUCCUCCUUAUGGCGGCUCAGCUGCUUCUGCAGACAAUGGAUCACCCGGCGCUGUCACUUUGACUGUUCCCCAAGCUGGCGCUCCCACUCAGUCUUACCCUGGUCAGGAUGCUGGUCAGUCAGGCCUCGGCUCCGGCAACCAAGCUCCCACAGUCACUCUCACGGUUCCUGCCGGUAGCACUCCGGGUUCAAGCUCGGGCGGCCAAGGCAGCGGUCCUGGUUACGACAACGGCCAGUCGACUUGUUUGACUCUGACAAUCCCUGGAGCAAACUCUAAUGGUCAGUCUAGCCUUUUGACUGUCACUGUUCCAGUUGGCUCUGGUUUCCCCGUCGGCGGUGCUCCUUCUGCGCCCUACAACGGCCCCUCCGGUCCAGUCACCGUCACCGCUUUCCCCUCUGCCGGCGGCUCGGGUUCUGGAAGCAGCCCCAACGGCCAGCCGAGUCUUAUUACUGUCACCGUUCCAGUUACCUCCGCUUUCCCCAAUGGUGGUUUCCCUUCAGCACCUUACAAUGGCCCUUUGGCUCCGGUCACCGUCACAGUUCCGCCGACUCCUGAUGCAUCUGGUUUCGCCCCCGGAAGUGGCUCGUCUGGCUCAGGCGAUGAUGAUCAGUCGACUUGCUUGACCCUCACGCUCACCGGCGCCAAUGGCCAACCCAGCCUUGUCACUGUCACGGUUCCCGUGUCGGACUAUCCCUCUGGUGCUUCUCCUUCUACCGUUGGCGGCGAUGGUCCGUCCGGCGUCGUCACUGUUGUCGUUCCCGAAACCACUGGUUCCAGCGGUUCUUCUGGAAGCGGCUCAUACGGCUCUGAUGGCAAUGGCUCAUCUGGUGUCUUGACCGUCACUGUUCCUGGCAACUCCGGUUCCGGCUCUGGUUCGUCUGCGAGCGAUCCUUUUGGCUACGGCGGCGGCAGUGAUCAGCCUAGCGUGGUUGCCGUCACUGGACCUGCUGGUUCUCCAUCUGCUGCUGGUGGCUCUCCCAUUGCUGUCACUUACACUGCUCCUGCUGGACCAGGCGAGACCGAGUCGUCCUAUCCUGUCACCUACACCAUUCAGCCAUCGUUGGGAUCUGACUCAGGAUCUGGUUCCGGAUCUGGCUCAUCUCCUUCAGGUAGCGGAGUCCCUGCUGGUUAUGGAAGUGGUGGCAGCAACCCAUUCGGAUCUGGUUCCAACCCCACUGAUUCCUCUGGAUUUUCUCCAGUCACUGUCACUCUCGGCCCGUCUGAUGGGUUCGCUACACCCGUGGUUGUCACCUACACUCCUGGUGUGACUGGAUUCCCAUCUGGUUCCUCGCCCACACCUUCCGUGGUUGUCGUUUCCGAUUCGGGAUCUCUCUUCACCAUCACGCUUCCUGCAUCCGGUUCCUCGCCUUUCGCAACCUCGCCUGCUUCGUCGGAGAUUGUCGUCUCUGAGUUUGGGACUCUGUUCACCAUCACGGUUCCUGCAACGGCACCGGCCGCUCAGCCUACUGCUGCCACCGGUUCUUCCAUUGUUCCCGGAUAUGGCUCCGGUGCUGGCUCUGGUGCUGGCUCUGGUGCUGGUUCUGGUGCUGGUUCUCUUCCCAGUGGCCUCACGGUCUACACCAUCACUCCCACUUCUGGCUCGCCUUAUGUUGUCACUGUUCCUGUCGGCGGCGGCUCUGGCUCCAAUCCAUCCAACGUCUUGACUGUCACUGAGGGUCCAUCACCCACUGGCUUUGGAACAGGGUCUGGAUCUGGCAGCUCCCCUGACAAUGGCGAGUUCACGAUCACCAUUGAUGGCACCCCGGUCGUUGUUCCCCUUCCUCAGAGCAACGCUGGCACCAACGCCGGCCAAGGAGGGAUUCUGACUGUCACUGAGGCAUUGCCUUCUGGCUCACCAUCAAUCGUCACUGUUCCUGCCGGUGCCGGAGGUAUCACCGCGCAGCCUUCUGCCACCCCAUAUGGCGGCUCGUUCCCAGGCGGAGAGGUCAUCACUAUCACCGGGCCUGAUGGGUAUCCUACUGUUCUCACAAUCCCUGGCGGCGGCAACCCAGCAGCCACUCAGAACAGCCCAUCCAAUGUCUUGACGGUCACUGAGCAACUUCCUUCCAACGCUCCUGGUCAGAAUGGCUCCGGUGGAUCGGUCAUCACUGUCACUGGACCUGACGGCUCACCCAUCGUCGUCACCAUCCCCUCCGGCGGCGACUCGGGAGCUUCGGCGCCUGUGUCUGGUCUUGGAUCAGCUUUCACCCUCACCUUGACUCCCGGCAACGGGGGCAAUGGCGGCUCUGGCUCAACUGCUGGUGUUCCUGGCAUCUUGACUGUCACCGAACUUGCCCCCACGGCGACUGGAGGAGUCCAGCCCGGUGCCGGUGGAUCUGGCUCUGCUUUCACCAUCACUUUGUCUCCUGGCUCUGGCUUCCCUGGUUCCGGCUCUCCUGGUUCCGGUAGCGGCUCUCAAGGCAACGGACCUCAAGGCUACGGCUCACCUAACUCGCUUGGUCCCGUCUUGACCAUCACUGAGGGCGGUGCUGCUCCUACCGGAGGUGUCCAACCUGGUGGAAAUGGUGCUGGUCCUGCUUUUACUGGCAAUGGUCCUCAGGGCUAUGGCUCACCAAACUCUGGCCUUGGUCCCAUCUUGACUAUCACUGACUCACCUUCCGGAGCUGCCGGUGGUCUGCAACCCGGUGCGACUGGCUUUGCCACUGCUCUCACCUUCACCAUUCCAUCAGGCUCUGGCAAUGGUCCUUCUGGUUCAGGAAGUGGCCCAUUCGGCUCAGGGAACGGACCCUUUGGUUCUGGUAAUGGACCUUCCGGCUCUGGCAAUGGUCCCUUUGGCUCCGGCAGUGGUCCUCAAGGAAGCGGGCAAGGAAGCAGUCCUCAAGGCUAUGGCUCACCUAACGGUGGUGCCGGUUCCGGUUUCACCAUCACUCAGGGCGGAGCUGGCGCGGCUCUACCCACGGGUCCUGUUUUGACCGUCUCGGAGGUUGUCGUCUCGGAAACCAUCCCCAUCGGCCCUGGUCUUUACUCGGUUGUCGCUUUCACCACUACUCUCGGUGCCGGCUCAGGCUCUGGCUCGGGUGCUGGUCCUGCCUCUGGUCCAAGCAUUGUCACCAUUGAUCCCAAUGGUUCUGGCAACGGUCUCAACUCUCCCUCUGCGAUUGGUGGUGGUGCUUUUGCGACCACUUUGACUCUGGCACAGCCCUCCGCUGUGAUUGCGACGGCACCUGCUCAAGGUCCUCAAGUCGUCACUGUUCUGCCUUCAAUCUUCACUGUCUGGCCUCAGAACACUCUGGUCACCACCACCUCUUGCACAACCAGCAAUGGCGGUGCCUUCUUUGACCCAGGUCAGAACGGUGGCUUUGGUCCCUCUCUUGUCACCUUGUGGCCGACAUACUCGAUCGACACCACUUGCACCGAGUCCUCGACCAGCUAUGUCGACAUCAGCGCUGUUGCACCCGCCUCGUCCUCGGAAUCGUCCACUGUCUUGAUGUUGAGCAGCUCAACCUUGGCUGUCAUCAGCUCGGCGCCUUCCAGUGACUCGUCUACCGUCCUGAUGCUGAGCAGUUCCACUCUUGCUGUGAUUAGCUCUGCGGCCCCGACUCCCUCGGUUGUUGCUCCGGAGCCUGUCAGCACUGCAUCCGCCGAGCAGGCCAUCCCGACUUUGACUGCUGAGCCUGCCGCCUCUUCUGACGAGGGUCAAGCCAUUCCCACGCUGACUGCCGAGCCUGUCGAACCCACCAGCGCCCCUGAUAGUGACCAGCCCAUUGAGCCUACCUCCGCCGGCGGUGAUCAGAGCAUUCCCAUUGUGACUCCCGAGCCCACCGGCUCUUCGGAUGAGCAGGCGAUUCCCACGUUGUCGUUUGAUGCCCCGCCCGAGUCCUCUGCCGCUGAAGAGGUUCCUCCUCCCCAGACCGAGUUCGGCAAGGGUCACAUUCACCCCCGUUCUGCGCAGAUUACCGUUUCUGCUUUCUCUCUGAGCGUCUCUACCGCAUCAGUUCCUGUCGAUACCAAUGCAGUGUCUUCAGUCGUUUCCACCCCUUCUUCGGUAGCGUCUGUGUCGACCUCUACGGAAUAG